AUGGCAAAUAACGGGCCGAACACGAACAAAUCGCAGUUCUUCAUCACGUAUGCAAAACAGCCUCAUCUUGACCUCAAGUACACAGUUUUUGGAAAAGUGAUUGACGGAUUCGAUGCACUCGACGAGCUUGAAACUAUCAAGGUGGACGCCAAGUAUCGUCCGGUUGUGGAACAAAGCAAAGCUUGUUAUUCUACGCAAACCAACGAAGAACUUAAAGCACAGCAGGCAAAAAUCAAGCAGUCACAGGACUACUUUAGUCAGUACAUAGAAGAGUAUUAUGAAGAGGAUGAGGAUGAAGACAGCGAACCAGUGUUACCUGAAAAAGUUGAGGAAGAAAUUCAUCUUGAAACGAUCGACGAGGUGGUUUCUCUUUUGAAAAAGGAGCGUGUUCGAGAUAUCGUCGUGCUUUUCCUUGGCGAAGAUGGGCCAGGUAUUGUGGACACGAUGGUUAUCUGUAGCCCUUUCAAUGCAAGACAUGGAAUAGCUGUAUCUGAGAUAUUACGGAAAGCAGGCAAAUCGACAGAUGAACAAGUUAUCUGUAGCCCUUUCAAUGCAAGACAUGGAAUAGCUGUAUCUGAGAUAUUACGGAAAGCAGGCAAAUCGACAGAUGAACAACCGAAGAAAUGUACGGUACGCCACAGUUUUGGAUGGUUCCAGAUCGAGCUGGGAAGAAUUCAGGUUCAUGUUAUGGGUGAAGAAGUACGUCAGCGUUUCGAUCUGGAGUCCUUUGUGGGGCUUGAAUGA
Cooperia oncophora is the source of this 744-nucleotide messenger RNA. Lineage: Eukaryota; Metazoa; Nematoda; Chromadorea; Rhabditida; Trichostrongylidae. The record is from the annotation of a GenBank genome assembly.